GCUCGAGCGCCAGCAAUUCCAGGCUGCAAAGACUGCAGCGACAUGGACUGCCAAGGCUUGCGCCGUAGCUUGCGCUGGCUGCGGCCCAUGGAGUGAUGAGCGAGGCACCGGAAGCGCAAGACGGCGAAAAGCCGGAGAAUGCCGCGCCCGGCUCGCCGGCCGCCGGAGACCUCUGGAAGCGGCGGAAAGCCUACCCAGCACUGGGCAUCAGUGUCAUCGAUGCGGAAGAGAACGAGGAUUCACUGGCGAUCAAGUUCCGGGGCAAUGGCGCCACAUCCAGGAACUCGCUGGACCUGCGGACGCAGAUGCUCAAGGGACGCACCAAGGAGCAGGCGGAGCUCCUGGCCAUCGCCGGAGGGCUGCAGAAGGGCGUCGAGGACCUGCUGGCUGGAAGGAUCUUCCAUCCCCAGGCUGUGGCGGACGACUGGGUGGACGCGGUGAGUCAACCCUCCGACUCCACCUCCAGCGAUGAGCACAGCGAGGGGCCACAGUCCCCGGCGGCAGAGAAGGUGGCGCCAGAGAAGGCGGCGCCGGAGCCGGAGGCGCCUCCUGUGGCGCUGAGGCACAAACUGGUGGGGAUGCCCAACUGGGCUGAGAAGGAGGUGCACUCUGACAGUCAGGAGUCGCAUGACGAGGAGGCUGCAAUAGAAGACAGCGAUGAUGACAGCACGGGUAGCUUCCUCUACAUCGACCCCCACGAUAUAGAUGAUGUGGUGCAAGAGAUCGAUGAUGGCAAGCUUCAGCAACAAGUGAACUUGGGGCGAGCUGCCACGAAUCGCAUCAUGUACGAGUGGAAGGAGAACGCGCGAGUGAAGGUGAUGGAAGACUUGAACAAUUGGUUUCAAGAGCGCAAGGAGAAAGCCGCAUUGGAUGCUGUAGCCUUCGAUGACACGGAGGCAGCCAGCAAAGCGGUGGCAGCAGCAGAAUUUGAAGCUAUUUGCGGCAUAAAGACAUCGAUCGAACGAAAGGAAAUGGCACUGGUUUCAUCGGUCAGUGGCUUUCGGCAAAACAUGGACAAGAGAAUCCGGCAGCAUUGGAAUGCCAAGCGCAAGGCCCGAGAUGACGCCUUGGCACAGGUGCACAAGGAAGAAGAAGAGCGCAGGCAACAGAGAUUGAGGCGGCAGCAGGAAAGGGCGGCAAAGAGGUUUAUGGACAUCGACGACCAAAUUGGCGAGCUCAAGGAUAGCAUCGACCAGGUGAAGGCGGACAUCCACAAGCAGGAGCUUCGCCAGUUCUCAGUCCCCCAGAAGCGCAAGUCCGCGGUCGGGGGCAACAAAGCCACGGCCGUGCUGAACAUCAUCGCUGCCCAGCAGGAAGAAGCUCAGAUCCUCUCCGGGAAGCUGGCUGUGCAAAGCCAAAUGCUGGAGACCAUCGAAGACGCGCUGGAGAAGGCCAAAGCCUUCUUCAGCAGCGCAGCGUUCAAGAACAAGAAGGUCCGCACUCUGCCGGCUGAUGAUCCGGCCGGAGAGAUGGUGAAUGAGGCCAUGAUCGCCACAAUGAAGACGGUCUUGGCACAGCUCAUGUUCGAGGACGAGUCCUUGGCGGAGACCAUCUCUCUCGCUAUCAGCUUGACGAACAGGCCAGGAGGCAAGAAGAGGGCCAGGAACGGCUUCCUGAGACUGGACGACAUCCUCCAGGAUAAGGAGCCCAAGCACGCAGAGACCACGCUCGGGGGAGAGAUCGUGGUGAGCAGCGAUCCCAUCGAACGGCAGCGCAAGCUUCAGGAGAUCGAAGACGAGUGCACCAAGCUGCAGGAGGAGAUCACCAUCCUUGAGGGUGUGGACCACAUCUCGGUGGAUGGGCACUCGAGCCCCGGUAGCCCCCGCAGCAGGGCCGACGCCGAGGAACAGGAGGAGACUGAUACUCGGACGGAGCUGGAGAAGCGCCACGAUCAGGCUAUGGAGCUGCUGCUGGAGACGGGCACCGCCACCAUCGAGGCCAUCCGCCAGAAGAAGGCGAUCUUUACGACUUCAGGAACGAAGGGCAGACAGAAGUCCGAAGGAGGAAACUCUGAAGGCGAUGCUCAGGAGGACCCAAGUGCCGCCAUCGAGGCGGCGAAGAAGGAGCUGGACCAGCAGAAGGCCAAGGCUGCGCAAUUGGCGCAGGAGGAGAAGGAGGCAAAGAACAAGCUGAAGCAGUUGAGAGCAGUGAGUGCCAAGUCGUCCGCGAGCCCUGCUAUGACGAGAAUUGCGACAAACCUCAGCGCGAGUGGGAGUGCUGGGUUUGAGGUGCUUGGCGGCGUGGGCUCCGCCACUGCCUCGGACAUCUCCGCGGAGUCGGACCUGGAGGCGGAGCCGGAGGCCAUGGCGUGGCUCGGAAGAAGCAGCGGCUUCAAUGCCACUGGAGGCAGCGGCCCCGGCAGCCCCGGCAGCCCCGGCGGCCCUGGCAGCCCCGGCAGCCCCGGCAGCCCCAGCACCGGCGCCGGCGGCGCCGUUGCCGCCACCGGCACGGCAGAAGCGGGAGCAACGGCUUCAGGCGGCGAAGGCGUCCCAGACGUCCCAGGCGGAGGCUCGAGUGCGAGUAGCGCCUCCGGCGCCGGCUCCGUCCCGGCAUCCCCCAGCGCCCUUGGAUUGCGUGCUCGUCGGAGGUCUAGCAUCAUCAACUUGGAGGAGGUUCAGGACCUCUCCUCGGGAUUGGCGAAGCAGCUGCAGGAGAACGAAGCUGCACGAAAAGAGCUCGAGGAGUUGCAGAAGGCCAUCGAAGAGCUGAAGCGGCGCCCAAGGGAGCUGCAGACUCCGACGGCGAGAUCGCAAGCGCCAACUUCACUCGGAACGCCCAGCCUUCCAGCCACCCCGGUCUCGCCGGCCACAACUGGAGGAGACCCUCCCAGCCCAUCGAAGAGGAGAAGCCUCAAAAUGGUGCAGACGCGCUCGGAACCUGCGUCCCCGGCAUCGCCGAUUUCCCCAGGCAGAAGAUCCACGUCCAGGGGCUCCCGGAAGUCGCUGGCCUCGCCGCGCCGCGCGAGUGCGCGGCCCGCCACGGAAGAGGAGGAGGAGGCUGCCGAGGAGGUGCGGGAGCAGAAUGCCACGAGGCUGAAAGACCUCAUCAAGGACGUCCAGAAACUGAAUGAGGAGAAGGACGUCUACGAGAAGGAGCUGGCCUCCAUCGAAGAGAAGAUCCGCAAAGUGAAGUCCAUGGACUCCGGCGGGGUGGUGGCGCUGCUCAAGAAGGACGUCGUGGCUGAGAAGAAGGUGGACAGCGCAGAGGUGAAGGAGAUCAAGGGGGACAUCAAGAAGAAGCAAGCCCAGGUGAAUGCCAUGCGCAGGACAUGGCAGGAGAUGCAGGGCUCCAACAACCGCCGCAACGCCUUGAUCCCGGGCGCUGAGGAGGAGAGGCAGCGGGAGAUCGCGAAGCGUUUCGCGCAUGUGCUCUCCUUCCUCCGGGCGGCCAGAGAGACCGAGCUGGCGGAGCAGGCCAAGAGAGCCGGCCUCGUCACCGAGAGCAACGCGCAGGUGGUGGGCAGGAGCGCCUCGAAAUUUCUCAGCGCCAUCAAGAAGGUGCGGGUGGCGGAGCCCGUGGCAUCGCGUGGGCCCAGCCCUAUGCCGCCUGUGCCCGACGAUAAGCCGAGCGAGCGCGCGACGACCUACACCAGCGGCGCUUUGCUUGUGCCUGGUGGCUCUCCGGAAGGCGCAGCCAAGCAAGGCUUUGGCCGUUUGAUGGCAGAGGCCAUGACGGGUCAGCGCGGAGUCAUCGGUCCAGGCGAGUCGCCAGACGAGGACGCAGCAAAUCCAAGGUUCGCACGCAGGGCGUCUAUGUCCUUGAAGGCUGCGCCAGAAGAGGGCGGAAGGCGUCGAUCCUUUGACAACAUCCUGAUGAAGGCGAAGUUGAAGAAGCCCAAGGAUGAGGGAGCACUCCCUGAACCUCAGCCUUGCCAGGAGUCGCCGAGCUCAAAGGUGAACUCUGCUGUCCGAUUUGCGCCGGCAGAGGAGAAGUCUCCGGAGCCAUAGGUCUCACUGAAGGCUUGCUCGACACUUGUACAGCGGGUAGGCCGG
Messenger RNA from Effrenium voratum, 3992 nucleotides. The record is from the annotation of a GenBank genome assembly. Lineage: Eukaryota; Dinophyceae; Suessiales; Symbiodiniaceae.